CAUCAAACAGAUGCGGUUUUGUUUGAAUGAAUGAAUCGUACGUACCUAGUACAGUACGAUACGAUACAAUGUUGUCGGCUGCGUUCCACGACGCUCUUCACUACGUUUCUACAACAACUCCAACUUGUGUUCAUCUCUUGGAACGCUAGCAAGAAACGCAACACAUCAUGGAAGACAACACGAUGGACCACGAUGGGUCGCAUAACGAUCCUGCCGAAGCAGCGAUGGGUGCCACGGAUGACAUCGUCGACGACGUGGAUGAUUUCAUCGACAUGAAGGAUGCGGUCGAGGUGCGGGUGGACGACGAUCUCCCGAUGGAGGAAGACGCCGAGGACAUGGGUAUAGCAGACAAGGAAGAAGCAGCGGGAGCCGGACCGACAGAAGCCGACGUCCCCGAUAUGUCGAAUUUUCGGCUAACGUCGCACACUGAUUCUGUAUAUGCGGUGGCCGCUUCCCUGGAAAACGGGAUGCUCUCGAUUUUGUCGGGAGGAGGGGACGACAAGGCCUUUCAGUACAAGCUCUCCAGCGAAAACGGCGCGCGAUCGACGUCCACACAACCUCUGCCGUAUGCCCACACGGAUACCGUUUCCAGUGUGGCCUACAACACACAGUACGUCGGGAGCGAUCCCAAUAAGACCCCAAAGCUGGCCGCCGUGGGAUCCUACGACGGAUCCAUUUUGAUAUACAAUCCCGACACCGGGGAGCAGCGCCUCAAGCUCGAGGGUCCCUCCGACGUCGAGUGGAUGUCCUUCCAUCCCAAGGGGGGAACGGUGCUGCUGGUCGGAUCGGGCGACGGGACCCUCUGGAUGUUCCACGUCCCCCUCAACCGCUGCAUGCAGGUCUUUGUUGGCCACGAGCAGGCUGUGACCGCCGGGUGCUUUUCGCCCGAUGGCAAGUGGGCGCUGAGCGCCAGCUCCGACGGAACCCUGCGGAUCUGGGCCCCGAAGACGGGUCUCAACAAGCACGUCUUCCGGCUGGGGGACGCCGGUCUCACCUGCAUGGCCAACAACGGCGGGAGCGACGGCAUGUUGGUCAUUGCCGGUGGCGAGGACGGGGUGGCCCACGUGUGCCACAUCGGAACAAAGAAGGUGGUAGCCUCGCUGCGCCACUUUGAGUUCCCGGCCAGCACCAAAGAACCGGCAGGCGACGAAGACAACGAGGAAGAAAUGGAGUACCCCAUGAGCAUCGAGGCCGUGGGAUUUUCUCCUUCGCAGCCCAACUGGUGCGCCACGGGCGGGGUCGACGGCAAGCUCAAGAUCUGGGACCUGGCCAGGGAAGGCCAGUGCCGCCAGGUCUGCUCCCACACUCAUGCCGACGCCGCGGACGGAAUCACCCGGAUCUGCUGGCAUCCCACCCUCCCGUUUGUCUUUGUAUCCACCAUCAGCGGCAAGGUGCGGGCCUGGGACGCCCGAAGCGGGAUCCUCCUGCACACGCUCACCGGUGGAUCUUCGGAGCAAAUCAACGACAUGGUUGCCAACUUUCUCCCCAACGGAUCGGCCGUCAUCGCAACGGCCAGCGACGACAACACUGUCCGUGUCUUCGAGCUCGAUGUCGCCGUCCUUACAACGCCGCAAGCGGCGCCUUCCGCCGACGCAUCGGCGAUGCAGUCAUAGCAGAUUCAUUGUUUUAGAGAAGAGUCCGUGGCCGAGGCGCCUGCAAUUGAUUUUCGCAGAACUCAUACAUAAUACUACUACAAGUAAUAUUCUGUUCGAUUGGCUGCAAGAAAAAGUGUUUUUUCCU
This is a messenger RNA of Pseudo-nitzschia multistriata, 1740 nucleotides long. The record is from the annotation of a GenBank genome assembly. Lineage: Eukaryota; Bacillariophyta; Bacillariophyceae; Bacillariales; Bacillariaceae.